CAUCAUCAUCAUCAUCACCGGCAGCAGCGAAACAACGGAGGGCCCGACGGGCGUGAGAGGAGGGGGCGGAGGUGCGGCACCACCGCUGGCAUGGAUAACUUAUACCCGAAUCAUCAGAGCCCAAACGAGACGGUGCAGGGAGCAGCCGAGUGCAGCGAGCACGAGUUCGACGUCGGCUCGGACCUGAGCCUAUGGCAGGCCUGGCUGGUGAUCCUCGUGCUCGGGGUCCUCAUAAUCCUCACCAUCCUCGGCAACUUUCUCGUGAUAAUGAGCGUGUUCACGUACCGGCCGCUACGCAUCGUCCAAAACUUUUUCAUCGUUUCGUUGGCCGUGGCCGAUCUCGCGGUCGCCAUCCUCGUGAUGCCCCUCAACGUAGCCUACUUCGUCCUCGGCAAGUGGAUCUUCGGCAUUCACGUGUGCAAGCUGUGGCUCACCUGCGACGUGCUCUGCUGCACCGCGAGCAUCCUCAACCUGUGCGCCAUAGCCCUCGACCGCUUCUGGGCCAUCACCGAUCCGAUCAACUACGCCCAGAAGCGCACCCUGAAGCGCGUCCUGGGCACCAUAGCCGGGGUGUGGCUGCUCUCGGGGGCGAUAAGCUCGCCACCCCUGGCAGGCUGGAACGAUUGGCCGGAGGAGUUGGAGCCGGGCACGCCCUGCCAGUUGACGCGCCGCAAGGGCUACGUCGUCUACUCGGCACUGGGCUCGUUCUUCGUGCCCCUGAUCAUCAUGAGCAUCGUGUACGCGGAGAUAUACCUGGCGACGAGGCGUAGGUUGCGCGAGCGGGCCAAGCAGAGCCGGUUGGGGGCGAUGUCGACGACGGGGGCCAGGGCGGCCGGAGGUGGGGCGGGAGCGGACAAGGCCGAGCGACAUCGGUUGCAGGGGCACGAUGGUGCGGUUGGCCCGGGGGGGGAGGAGGGCCAGCUCGGGGGUCAGCCGAGCUGUUGCGAGCCCGACGACCUCGAGGAGUCGCUCAGCUCCGAGACGAACCACAACGAGUACACGAGUAGCAGCCGGUUGCAGCCUACCCCGACGAUCGCGAGGCACGCUGGUGGGGACGCUAUCGUGGCCAGCGAGCACCACCAACCGGCGACCCCGCCCAAGGCCUCGGGUGAGGGGGGAAAAAACGCAGGCACCGGCAGCAGCUCCGGCUCGGGGGGCCACACGCGCCGCGGCGGGCCCGGCACCCCCGGUACAACCUCGACCGUCUACCAGUUCAUCGAGGAGCGGCAGCGCAUAUCCCUGUCGAAGGAGCGCCGCGCCGCCCGCACCCUCGGGGUCAUCAUGGGCACGUUCGCCGUGUGCUGGGUGCCCUUCUUCCUCACCUACGUCGUCGUACCGUUCUGCAGCAGCUGCUGUCCCUCCGAGCAAUUCAUCUACUUCAUCACCUGGCUCGGGUACUUCAACAGCGCCCUCAACCCCCUCAUCUACACCAUAUUCAACAUCGACUACCGGAGGGCCUUCCGACGACUCCUACACCUCAACUGAACGACACCGGCUGAGUAUAACACUCAUACGCUCCCUUAAUCUCUCUCUCGCUUCCGUUGAUAAAUAUACCAAUCGAAAGGCCACCCCCUCGAUCGAGGGGUGCAUAGAUCGCAUCUCUCUCUCUCUUUGAUUCUCCAAAGGCGCGUACACGAGCGAGAGAUAAGAGCCGAAGGUCGACGCGUUAAUUCCAACGAAGGUUCUCGCCGGGGAGGACGAUUUAUCGUGCCCUGCAAGUUCUAGGCCACUCGGUACGAGGCGCAUUGGAUUUCCAGCACCGUGUAGGUAUACUCGUCACUGCCUCGGGGGGAGAGAGAGAGAGAGAGAGGGGGAACCUAAAGGGAAGCCGGUGAGAGAGGUGUUUGCCCACCGGCUGAGCUGUGCGCCGGCCUCACUACGAGGAUCUCUCUUCUUCUCUCCCGAUCGGGGAAGAAGAAAACAAACAAAACAAAAAAAAAAGACACGGUCGGGUGGUGGAUUACCCAUUGUUCUUUUUGUUCCUUCCUCAAGGCCGCGUCCCUCUGUUUUUGGGUUUGGAGUCCCGCUUUGUCGAAUCAAUCGCUUCCGAAUCUUCCGUACUUCCGAUCAAUGUGGGCUGAGAUCUUGAUAAAAAAAAAAAAAAAAAAAAAUUACAUCGAGAGAAAAAGAGAGAGAGAGAGAGAGCGGCGAUGCUUGUCGCGAGGGGAUGAAAGUGCAGAGAGACGCGUGUCUGUACUUAUCAAAAAAUACGUGUAUACAACGUAUGCACGCAGAGACCAAUGGAUAAAUAAAAAGGGCGCGUCCGAUGCUCCGAGGUACUUUAUCGCGCAAAGUGGCGCCUUCUCACCGAAUCGUGUGUUGUAGGUACAUAUACUUUGUACUUACCGAUUCCCGUGCGUAUAUUGUUGCGUAAUAUAUCGCACGCGGAGUGUAUAUACACACGACGGAGAAGGAAAAUAAUAAUAAGCGCGGCAAUAUACGACUCGACUUGUGAAUGCUGUGAGGCGAAAAUAAUAUUAAUAAUACUUCAUAGUGAUCGUUGAUUCGUACGCGUCACUUCGGGACACUUAACGGUUGUGAACAGCAUUUAAUAAUUGCUAUAUAACUAUAAAACGUAAUGCAAAACAAUAUUAUAACGUUAUGGCUUCUCAAACGAUGAAAUUUAUUUUUUUUUUUUUAUAGAAUUUAUGGGUUCGAGUAUACAUUAUGUAAUACACAAUGUGACGAUUUU
Messenger RNA from Copidosoma floridanum, 2692 nucleotides. RefSeq names its product Octopamine-Tyramine receptor (gene Oct-TyrR). Gene Ontology annotation, molecular function: octopamine receptor activity. The record is from RefSeq and is a predicted model, not a curated record. NCBI's taxonomy places the organism in Eukaryota, Metazoa, Arthropoda, Insecta, Hymenoptera, Encyrtidae. Gene Ontology annotation, cellular component: plasma membrane. Gene Ontology annotation, biological process: G protein-coupled receptor signaling pathway.